Arachis duranensis is the source of this 2204-nucleotide messenger RNA. RefSeq lists its product as uncharacterized. The coding region runs from base 128 to 925 and encodes 265 amino acids. The transcript is spliced from 3 exons. The record is from RefSeq and is a predicted model, not a curated record. Lineage: Eukaryota; Viridiplantae; Streptophyta; Magnoliopsida; Fabales; Fabaceae.
AACAAUAAGGAAAAUACAAAGACACGUAGCAUCCUUACCUCACAUGCCAGCAUAGCAGGGAUUCUCGCGCGCUCUCUUCCAUUGCUUCCCCUUCACCACUCAACCAGCUCCUCCGAGCGACUCAAUAAUGGACCCUCCGAUUCGUGACUCGGAGUCCAACCCUAAACCCCUCUGUGAAAACAACGACGUCGUCUACAUCGACACCAACCUCGACACUCACUUGGCCGUCCUCGUCUCCGAUCACGAUACCGUCUCCGACCUCAAAGAGCGAAUUUUGUCAGGACACCAAUCAUGCUUUCCCAAACUUGGGCGGAUACAGAUUCAUGCAAUGAAGGUAAAGCGCAAAGGGUACUUUUAUCACCUAUCUGAUUCCAUGUUUGUAAAAAGUGCCUUCUAUGGUUUCAACAAGAGCUGGUUUCUUAGUGUGGAUGUUUCUCCAUUGAGCAAUUGUGGUCAAAAUGAUUGUUCUUCUGAUUCUCCUAACCAACUGGUACUUCUUGGCAAUUCAGAUAAUGCCUUGACUAGUUUGAUUAAUGAUAAGAAAGAAGAACAUGAUUUUGUGAAUGCAUCUGAAAAAGCUGUUAAGGAUGAUAACGUCGUUUGCGAAGAUGAAAUGUCAAAAUCUGUGUCUAGUGCAAAGGAAAAACAGAUGAGUACAUGGAAAGAAGAUGAAGAUAAAGAAAAGAAGUCAGAACUUGAAACAAAAUUACAACCUUUGGGUGUAAAGGAGCCAAAGGAACCCAAGCAGUUGAAUGAAGAUAAUUUGAAUAUUGUUCUUGACCAGUGCAAUGAAACUGAGGUUGGUUUGACUGAUAGAGCUGAAGGAAGAAGAGAAGUAUUACAAGAUGAUCCUAAGCCAAUGCAGUUGGAAGAAUGCACACCAUCUGAACAGAAUAAUAACACUGAAGCAAAUAUCAAGGAAUGAAAUGUGACUCCGAAAGCUGUUUAUAUGAAUGAGAUGGGUGAACCUGUAAAAUCUGAGAAAAAGAAGAGAAGGAAGAGAAAAGAUAAGGAUUUGGACGAAAGAACAACUACAAAAGAAGAGUGCACACCAUCUGAACAGAAUAAUACAGAUGCUAAUGUCAGUGAAUUAAAUGUGACUUCAAAAGUUGCUGUUUCAAAAGUUGUUGUGCUUGGACUCGGUGCAGUAGAAAAAUUAUGGAAGAAGAAAACAAAGACAAGAAAAAGAUAAGGAUUCAGAUGUAGGAACAACGAGGACUACAAUAUUUUGAGGUAAUUAUAAUCUCUUAUUGGACUCAGUGUCCUUGAUGAUUCUUGUGCCAAUUUCACUCACUUAGAAAUAGUAUUACAAUAAAAUUAUUUGUAUUAAUUAUUUAAUAAUUUUUUUAUGUAUAACAAUAACAUAGUGUUACCAAUUUCAUUUAAAUACACAUACAUAAUAGCCUUUUCACGUAUAAGUGAAAUCUACUAAUAUAAACUAAAAAAAAAGGGAUUAUUUAGGCUAUUGAAAGUAAGGAAUAGAACAGUAUUUUACCCUAUACUAUUAAUUUUUAUGCAUAAAAAAUUUUCAAAAUAAAAAUAACAACUAUUAGUAUCAAUGAGUAUGUCUCAACUAAUUUUUAUAUUUGAUCAUUUAACCCUCGCGUAGUGCGGGUCUUACCCUAGGUAAUUAGGGUGAAACACCUAUGGUUUGCAAUGAUGUAAAUAAUGUGAAAGCGUGGAAGUUCAUAAUUUCAAACUAACAAUUUUAAGCAGCAUGAUCUUGCCAGCUAUUUACAAAAAUGCCCCUUAUUAUUCUUUGUUUCAUGAUUAUUCAGCAUCAUUUGAUUAAUCAAUCAAAUGCCUUUAGAUUUCAGUAUUAUACUCAAAAGUGUAGCUCUAUGUUAAUAUGAUAUCCAUAAAUCCAUAAUCUUCUUUGUCAACUAUAAGUUCGGCUUAAAGUCGGUCAAACUUAAUACUAGAGUGUCAAGAUUCAAGAAUCCACACAAGGAAAAUAACAAGGUUGCUGCUUAUAGCCGGAGAAAUACAAUUCACUACCUUACCUUCCUUUAAAGUCAUUUUGUUCACCACUUUCCAGUCUUUUUCCACCAAGUGAAUCUGAAAAAAUUUUAUUCAACAAGAUAAUUAGUUCCAAAUUUCAGGAAAACACUAUUUCUAAGUGAGUGAAAUUGGCACAAGAAUCAUCAAGGACACUGAGUCCAAUAAGAGAUUAUAAUUACCUCAGAAUAUUGUAGUCCUCGUUG